GGUAGUUAUCUUUUCUUCACCGACCCAUAAAAUUUGACUGUCACGACGACACCAUACAGCAACGCAACCGGUGGAUAUGAUUGGAUCUAGCGUUGCUCAUGUGUGGUUGACAUGGUUGACAUGGUUGACAUGAUUGACAAACAAACUUGACGGCUGUCUUCUGCAAGUACCCUACUCGAACCCUCCCUUUUCCUCUUCCUCUUCCUCUUAAAUAGGCCAAACAAUCCAAAAGAGCACUAGAGUGUCACAUUACAGAAGAAAAAAAAAGGCACUGAUAAUUUUUUGCAUUUUCCCACCACGUCUUUCAAAUCCGCUUUUUUUUAUCCAAUUUUCAAACAUUCAUCCCUUGUUUCUUGUUUUUCACACGUUGUGCCGUCAACUUCAACACCCACAAUUACGGCACCAUGGAGACAGACGAUCCCUUAGACAUAUCCAAUGGCACCUGCUAUUAUGCCGUCGACACAGAAGCUAAGAAGGACUAUAUCCCUUGCGGCAAUGUCGACGUCGGCUUGGACUGGCACUGCUGUGUCGCCGGCGAUAUUUGUCUAGAGGAUAGUGCAUGCUAGCGGGCUGCACCGACCAAAAAUACAGUGCGCCCAAUUGCCCGUACAAGGGGAAGUACGGCAGCCAGCAGUGGACCGGACUACAGCGCUGUGAUGACAAUCCCGAUAUUCUCGAUGGUGACGAUAUAUGGGCAGCGUGCAAAGAAGCCGGCGACGUGCCAGGUUCGAAGCCGCCUGCGCGCUGCAAAUGCUCCAGCGACACCCAAGUCAUCUCCGACAAGCCGAAGCUCGACAAUGUCGCGCUACUUCCAACAAGUCUAGGCGGGACUCUAUCCUGGUAUGACGGCAAGAAGCCAUCUGUAGAUCCAACUCCGGCGACCACUACAAUAACGGUGCCCUCGACUGAGACAUCAUCAUUGACAUCCUCGACAUCAUCCGCAGGAUCAUCCACCACGUCGUCUUCAGACUCGUCAAGCACCCCCACCCCAGUAGACUUAGGACCAGGCGACGGCAGCCCCGUCACGCCUCCCACCGACACACCCAACGCAUCCACAAACACCGGCACGGGCCCAAACCUCUCCACAGCAGCACAAGCCGGCAUCGGUGUCGGCGCAGGCGUCGGCGCCCUGCUAAUCGGGUGUCUCAUAUAUCUAGCGCUCCUACUCCGCAAGCGCCGCAGAGCAAAGACUCACGGCUCCAGCCUCGACUCCGCAUCCAUGGCGCGACAGGACCUCCCCAGCACCACCAACAAUCCCAACCCACCGAGCUCCCUCGUAUCACCACCACCACCACCACCGUUCGGCCAGACGUACCCCAGCUUCCAGUCAGAGCUAGCAGCCGACGAGCCCAAGAGCGCAGUCACCGCCACCACGCCUGUCCCGUACUCCCCCUCCGCAGCCUCGAUCCCGUUCUCGCCCACCGCGGCCUCUUUCUCCUCCCAGCACCAGAAGAGAUAUACAGCGUACAACCCGACGCUGCACGGGAACUACGCCGAGAAGAGCGAGGCGGGUGUGGGCCAGAUGCCCGUUUCGCCGAUGAGUCCGGAGCCGCAGGGGAGUCCUGCGAUAGGGGGAGCGCAUGGGGUGUAUGUUCACGAGUUGGAGGGUUAAAGGGGGGUUUUAGGGGGGUUUUAGGGGGGGGGGAAGGGAAGGGAAAACUACCUACCUAGGUGCCGAAGGCGUUAUCUGGAGUUAACUAGGGGUUACAUGAUACUCAAGCUUUCGAUUUGCUCCGUUUAAGACUGCGUUUACUGCAUCGGCUUAGUAUUGAGGUUCUGUGCCUUAGGACAGACGGCGUGGUUGUCGUUGGAGGGUGCGCAACGAAAUGAAAUUAAUGAUAC
This is a messenger RNA of Daldinia decipiens, 1842 nucleotides long. RefSeq lists its product as uncharacterized. NCBI's taxonomy places the organism in Eukaryota, Fungi, Ascomycota, Sordariomycetes, Xylariales, Hypoxylaceae. The record is from RefSeq and is a predicted model, not a curated record. The transcript has 2 exons. Bases 560 to 1612 code for a protein of 350 amino acids.